Molecule: messenger RNA, 906 nt
Organism: Spathaspora passalidarum NRRL Y-27907
Lineage: Eukaryota; Fungi; Ascomycota; Pichiomycetes; Serinales; Debaryomycetaceae
Gene: PEP8
Product: retromer subunit
Exons: 2
Coding region: 1-906 (301 amino acids)
Biological process (GO): retrograde transport, endosome to Golgi; intracellular protein transport
Cellular component (GO): retromer complex; endosome
Source: RefSeq, a predicted model, not a curated record
AUGUCCAUCUUUUUCAAAGCUCCGUUAGAUAUUGAGAUCAGAUUAGAUAAUGAAGAAUCAAGAAAGCAUGUAGAUGUGAAAACACCACAAGGGAGGAUGGAAAAGUUGCCAAUUUAUAAAGAUGGAGAAUCAGUUAAAGGUACAGUGACCCUUCGAACUAGAGAUGGAAGAAAGGUUGAACAUUUAGGAGUUAAAGUUCAAUUAUUGGGUUCAAUUGAUACCAAUGUAGAUGGAUUGGUGUCUUCUGAGUUUUUAUCAUUGGCAACUGAGUUGGCAGCACCCGCUCAAUUGACUCACCCAGAAUCAUAUCCUUUUGAAUUCAAGAAUGUUGAGAAGCAAUAUGAGAGUUAUAGGGGCAAAAAUGCAAAAUUGAGAUAUUACCUUAAGGUUACUGUUUUGAGAAAGUCUUCUGCCGAGAUUACCAGAGAGAAGGAAUUAUGGGUUUUCCAUUAUAGUGCUCCACAAACACCAGCAGUUACAACUAUUCCAGCAGCAGGUGUGAAAAUGGAUGUUGGGAUCGAAGAUUGUUUGCAUAUUGAAUUCGAAUACUCGAAAUCUCGAUUUUCACUAACUGAUGUGAUUGUGGGACGGAUUUAUUUUCUAUUAGUGAGAUUAAAGAUCAAGCAUAUGGAAUUAUCUCUUAUCCGAAGGGAAACAGUCGGGGCGCCUCCCAAUCAAAUCACUGACAGUGAAACAGUUGUUAGAUUUGAAAUAAUGGAUGGAGCACCAGUAAAAGGGGAAACGAUUCCAAUAAGACUAUUUUUGAAUGGAUUUGACUUAAUACCAACCUAUAGAGAUGUUAAUAAAAAGUUUUCCACGAGGACAUAUCUUUCUCUUGUGUUGAUUGAUGAAGAUGCUAGAAGAUAUUUUAAACAAAGUGAGAUAAUACUUUAUAGAGAACAGUAA